Molecule: messenger RNA, 3636 nt
Organism: Diuraphis noxia (Russian wheat aphid)
Lineage: Eukaryota; Metazoa; Arthropoda; Insecta; Hemiptera; Aphididae
Source: RefSeq, a predicted model, not a curated record
AUGGCUUCUAAGUCCAAGUGCCUACCUUUGACCUAUGUGUCGUCUCGCUUCGGAAGUCAUAAACGCAGUAUCCUACUUCAUUCGUUACCAAGCAUAGUCAAUUCCUUACCCGCUCAGACGAUCGACACUGCUAAUCUAAACAUUCCUGAGCACAUAAGAAACCAACUGGCAGAUCCGCAGUUCAAUGUUCCUGGUUCAAUCGACAUUCUGGUUGGAACAGAAAUGUUCUUCGACAUCUUAGGCGGGGAAAAGUGGCCACUUACUGUUUCGUCAUCGUUACAUAGCACAGAUUUUGGAUGGAUAGUCGUUGGAAAAUUGCCAAUUGCAUCUCGUCAACCUGAGUAUCAAUCACUAUCCCUAACUGGAACUUCAUCAUUGUCCUUGUUCACAGCAACCAGUUCACAACCUGCAGCUGAGGAACAAACUGAAAGGCAUUUCGCGUCUACAGUUUCACGUGAUACCAAUGGUCGCUUCAUAGUGAAACUACCAUUUGCACAAGACCCACAUGUUUUGGGAGAUUCUCGUCAAAUGGCUCAAAAACGAUUUUUUAACUUGGAAAAACGUUUUGCCAAGGAGCCUGGUCUUGCGCAAAAGUACAAAACAUUCAUGGCCGAGUAUCUCAGUAUGGACCACAUGGAGGUGGCAGACCCAGAGUAUUCUGGUCCUAUCUAUUAUCUGCCCCAUCACGCAGUAAUAAAAUCUGAGAGUCUAACAACGAAGCUCAGAGUUGUAUUUGAUGGUUCUGCAGUAUCCACCUCCGGCCUAUCAUUGAAUGAUAUAUUGCUCAAGGGCCCAAAAACUCAGCCAGAUUUAAUUAACAUAUUGUUGCGAUUCCGUGUGCAUCGAAUUGCUGUCACUGCUGACAUCGAAAAAAUGUACCGGCAGAUACGUCUUGCACCUGAAGAUUGCGAGCUUCAACGCAUUUGUUAUCGCGCUAAUCCUGAUGAUCAAAUAACAGAGUAUAAACUGAUAACUGUCACUUAUGGCACUAGAUCUGCUUCAUUCUUGUCAACUAGAUGCCUUGCUCAAAUUGCUCAUGAAACAACUGAUAUUGGUGGUGAUUCAAUUGAAGCAGUUACUGGCAUAUAUCAUCAACUACAGCACAUUCUAGAGAAAUAUGGCUUACCUCUACGAAAAUGGUGUUCGAGUUCUAGUCAAUUUGUAGAUCAUAUACCCAAAGACCAAAGUGAUACAAAUUUUGUCAUUAGUAUGAUUGAUAACGACACUGUGGCAACGUUAGGUCUGCUAUGGCAGCCAGCUACUGAUAAUUUCUUGUUUAGUGUUGAGGACUGGUGUCCACCUCCAAGAAUGACUAAACGAUCACUACUUUCCGAUAUAAAUAGUGUGUUUGAUCCUGUUGGUUUAAUAUCCCCAGUGUUGAUCAAAGGAAAGAUUUUUAUCCAACAAUUAUGGGCGCUAAAAAUAAAUUGGGAUGAAGUUCUCUCUGAGGAUUUGCAAAGCCGCUGGACCAAGUUCUAUUCCAGUUUGCGGCAGUUGAACCAAGUAGCAAUUCCCAGAAGAGUAAUCGUAGAAGAUACAUCAAACAUUAAACUUCAUGUUUUUAGUGACGCAUCCCAAGAAGCGUAUGGAGCUUGUGCAUACAUAUGCUCACAAACUAGCAGUGGCAAUAGUGAAGCCAGGUUGUAUAUGUCAAAGUCAAGAGUAGCGCCUAUAAAAUCGACCACAAUCCCGAGGCUAGAAUUAAAUGGAGCUUUGCUGGCCGCAGAACUAGCAAGGGACAUAUGCGAAGAGCUCAAACUGUUAAACAUUGAGGUAGCACACCACAGUGUAUUUCUAUGGUCAGACUCGUCCAUAGUAAUUGCCUGGAUCAAAAGCAAGUGUAAUUUCCAACCGUAUGUGUCAAACCGAAUCGCUCGCAUUCAAGACAUUUCCGAUCCCAAUCAAUGGCACCAUGUACCCACAAGGGAGAACCCAGCUGACAUUGUUUCUCGGGGCAUGGAUGCAUCAGCGAUAUCCCAUUCAAAGUUGUGGUGGCAUGGACCGCAAUGGUUACAGCAAGAGCCCGCCUCAUGGCCCAGCUCUUACCAAGCCCCUGAAGAACUGCCUGAAGUUCGUCCGGUAAAACUAGCAUUAGCUACAGCCCGUCAACAUGAUUCGUGGAUGUUGGAUCGAUAUUCAAAGUACAUGCAACUUAUACGUAUCACUGCAUUAAUUAUACGGUUUGUGCAAAAUUGCAAAUUAUCUAAACGACAAUGCGAGCGUGUAACUGGAUCAUUGUCUGUUCAUGAGCUCAAUGAAUCCAGAGAAAUCUGGAUUCGAAAUAUUCAAGCAGAAGCCUAUUGUUCAGAGCUGAAGAAUCUAAAAUCCAACUUGCCUGUUCAUCGGUCUAGCUGUUUAGUCAAAUUAAAUCCAUUUAUUGAUCCUAAUGGCAUUUUGCGAGUUGGAGGUCGCUUAGCUAACGCUCCAAUAAAAUAUGAUACAAAGUUUCCGAUUGUACUGCCACCAUCGUCAACUUUCACACGAUUACUAUUCAAGUAUGAGCAUCUGAGGCUAUUACAUGCUGGCCCACAAGCGUUGCUGUCCUAUAUUCAAAUCAAUUAUUGGCCCAUCCGCGGACGUAACAUUGCCAGUCGUACUGUCCAUCAAUGUAUCCAAUGCUUCCGUGCUAAGCCAGGAUCUAUAACACCAUUUAUGGCCCCAUUGCCUCGACAGCGGACCACAAUUGAAAGGCCGUUUUCGCGGUGUGGUGUGGACUUCUGUGGUCCAAUGAUGAUUCGCAGUGGUAUUCGGCGUGUUAAAAGUGUAAAGGCAUACAUCUCUGUAUUCGUAUGUUUGGUAACACGUGCUAUUCAUUUAGAGCUUGUAUCGUCUCUUAGCUCAGAUGCAUUCUUGGCUACUCUCACUAGAUUCAUGUCGCGUAGAGGUCAAUGUAAACAUUUAUUUAGUGAUAAUGGUACCAAUUUUGUUGGCGCUAAUCGAAAACUUAUUGCUCAAAUUCAAGAAAUAGCCAAAACACAUGCAACAUCAGUAUUCCUCACAGAAAAAUCUAUACAAUGGCAUUUCAUUCCUCCCGCAGCGCCUCAUUUUGGAGGCCUGUGGGAAGCUGCUGUCAAGUCCGCGAAACAACAUUUGACAAAACUUUCAAUAAAUGCAACAUUCACCUAUGAAGAAGCUACAACAUUGUUAUGUGGAAUAGAGGGAGUGCUGAAUUCAAGACCUAUGACACCUCUAUCUAAUGAUCCUUCAGACCAUCAGGCUCUGACUCCCGCCCAUUUUUUAAUAGGUGGAGUCAUUACGUUACCACCUGAGUCAGAUGUGUCCACUGUGCCAAUGUCUAGACUCAAGCGGUUCAAAUUGGUACAAUCAUACAUGCAAACAUUUUGGAAAAGAUGGUCUCGAGAGUACCUUCCACAACUGCAGCGCCGAGGCAGAUGGWUAAAGGUCACUCGAAACGUGCAAGUGGGUGACUUGUGUCUUCUUCAUCAAGAGAAUCUCCCGCCUACAAAAUGGGUUUUGGUCAGAGUGCAAGAAGUACACCCUGGUCCCGAUGGGAUAGUUCGAGUGGUCACCUUGCGCAAUUCAUCGGGUACUACAUUUCAACGUCCUGUAGUCAAGUUGUCCUUACUUCCAACAGAAGAAGAUGAAACAGAAAUACCACCAGAGUCCAGUGAAUAG